Blastomyces dermatitidis ER-3 is the source of this 1953-nucleotide messenger RNA. RefSeq names its product CMGC/SRPK protein kinase. Gene Ontology annotation, biological process: spliceosomal complex assembly; protein phosphorylation; regulation of mRNA processing. Lineage: Eukaryota; Fungi; Ascomycota; Eurotiomycetes; Onygenales; Ajellomycetaceae. The coding region runs from base 60 to 1493 and encodes 477 amino acids. The transcript is spliced from 2 exons. Gene Ontology annotation, molecular function: ATP binding; protein kinase activity. The record is from RefSeq and is a predicted model, not a curated record.
UAGUUAACUACGAACAACCCAUCAACUCACCCGUCAUCGUCACACAUUACCCACGCGACAUGGCCAAUCGAGCUAGCAACGCUCUUUUGCAAUUUCAUAGCAUUAGACCAUUUAUACCCGGUUCGCCUUUCCGCCACGCACAGCCCUCCAUUUCACCCAUACACAGAAGUAUGGCAACACGCAUGGAACCCAGCAAAGUCCAGUACAGAUAUGUGGAAGAAGUUGAGCGCUUGGACUAUUAUGUUCCAGGAGGUUAUCAUCCAGUCAUGAUUGGUGAUGAACUCUGUGCGGGUCGAUAUGUUAUCGCUCAUAAACUCGGGUUCGGUCGGUCUGCCACAACCUGGCUGGCAGAGGAUAGAAGGCAAAGCCGACUCGUUGCUCUCAAGAUUUCUACUGCAGAAUCAGCUGAGCGAACCCAUGAGAUACAGAUUCUUUCACAGUUAGCUAGGGCUAAAACCAAGCUCCCUGGGAAGGCUAUUGUACAGAACCUGCUCGAUUCUUUCACAUUCUCUGGGCCAAAUGGUAGGCAUCAGUGCUUGGUCAUGGACGCUGCUAGAAUCAGUAUUCAUGAAGCGAAGGAUGCUGCAUAUCACCGACUCCUCCAUCUUCCUGCCGCCCGAGCCAUCGCAUCACAGCUGAUACUUGGUCUGCAAUUUAUCCAUUCUCAAGGCAUUGUUCAUGGAGAUCUUCACCUUGCAAAUAUUCUCCUUUGCUUGCCAUUUGAUAUGCAAGACAUGACUCUUGAGCAGCUGCAUGCUAGAACCGGUGAACCAGCAAAAGAGCAGGUUGUUCGUGAAGAUGGUGCUUCUCUUGAUCUGGGAGUUCCUUCAGAAGUCAUUGUCCCAGUUUGGCUUGGGCUUGGUAGUGAUGAGAUUUCUCUAGCAGACUCUGCAAUUAUGAUUGUAGACUUUGGAGAAGCAUUUGAUACUCAAGUGACACAGCAGUUCACUGCUCAUACACCACUCUUGCUUGCACCACCAGAAGCACACUUCGCAGAGUCUGUAGAAUCAGAUGAGCCUCUUUCUUUCCCAGGAGAUAUAUGGACGCUUGCAUGCACUAUCUGGGAUAUUUUUGGAUCCGGCCCCCCCUUUGAAGCCUUUCCUGUCACAUUGGAUGAGGUUACAAUUGAGCAUGUUGAGAUGCUUGGUAAGCUUCCUGAUCGGUGGUGGAGCAAGUGGGAGAAAAGAAGUAAUUGGUUUGAUGAAGAUGGACACAAAAAUGUGAAAGAAACCCUUCGUCAGUGGUACAGCAACAGCACCAGGAACUGGACCCAGCGAUACACAGAAUAUAUACAGAACCCAAGAGAGAGGAUGAGGUUUGAUACCUUUUCAGCAGAGGAGAAAGAUGCGUUCUGUGACAUGAUGAAGUCGAUGUUGGUCUUGGAGCCAAGCAAAAGAGCCACAAUUGAGAAUGUAGUAGGAUGUGAGUGGAUGCAAAGAUGGGGUCUGUUAGAGGUGCAGAGAAUGUGGGAGACAACACUAAAGAGCUCUUAAAUUGCUGCUUGGUCCUCAAGAUACCCCUUUUGUUGAUUUAAAAGGAGUUGUGGUUAAAACAUUCAUCAGAGUUGUAACAUUUAAUAUUUAAAAUAUACAUCCUCACUUGACCUGAAUGAAGAAUCCCGCUCUGUCCACGGAUGGAGGUACAUGUAGAGAUCACCAGUUAUCUUCCAUAUUCUUCUCAAAGAUAGUGUGUUCUCAUUCUCCUGGAGUUCCUUCACCACCAAGAUAAUCAGACUUUUCCUCUUCUGUGUACUUCCUAACGAGGUAUCGCUAGCGUCCGUCUGUUCAAUAUUAACCUAUUGGCAGCCAUUCUCAAUGCCACUCGGGGUACGUACUGUUUUCAACCUAGUGAGAAUCUAUCUUCUCGACGAUGGCACAUACUAGAAUUGUAUUGAGCGUAGAGAUAUGCCUCACCAAUGUACUGUUCUGUCUUACUGAGAGGUUACAAUUCAAG